AUGUCCGCACCCAACCACUACACAACACACGUCUCGCUGGCCUCGGUCUCGGAUUCCGACUACGAAUUCGAUACGCGUUCGAGCACACCGUCGCUCACCUCCUCUGUUGAUGCGCGUCGACCAACCCAAGCCUGCAGUGGUGUCGAUGACCGCCGCACAUCCAGCGGAGACCCAUCAUCUCUCCCAAACCCACCUGUGACGCGCGGUGUCGAGUACGAGCGGCACGAUCUGCUGCGCAGGGAUAUCGAGAUAUUUCGUAAUGAGUUGGAUCACAUGUGGGAGUUGGUCGGCAUUAACUGCGGCAGCGGGAUUGACCUGCGCAACCGACUCCAGCGUUUGGAAGCCUGGGUGGGCGAUAUCGCCCAGGCGCAGAGCGAACUCACGGUCAAGAUCAUGAGCAUGGAGGCGGCAAUCGGCCAGUGGUUAGUUCACCAGCAGCAGAGAGGUCUUAGGCGCUUCUACGAUGACGAACACGACUGA
This is a messenger RNA of Neoarthrinium moseri, 480 nucleotides long. RefSeq lists its product as uncharacterized. The record is from RefSeq and is a predicted model, not a curated record. The coding region runs from base 1 to 480 and encodes 159 amino acids. Lineage: Eukaryota; Fungi; Ascomycota; Sordariomycetes; Amphisphaeriales; Apiosporaceae. The transcript has a single exon.